AUGGGUGUCGCUUUGGCGACGCAUUGCUGUGCAAGCGAUGAGGAGGAAAAGCCAGAGGCCUUGAAGAGUCUGAAGAAGGAUGUGGCUUUCGUCAGCGUAAGCUUGGACAAGCAGCCUUUGACCGAGUCCCUUCAGGGCAACUGGUACCGGCAAUGUGACUCCAAGCAUGUAGGUGAGAUAUCUGGCUCGCGCUUGUUCUGGAACCCGCAGUGGGGCUUGAACGAUGUGUCUUCACCAUUGUCUGAAGGUUCUUCCGGACUAUUGGUAGUGCAGAUGGAAGAUGAGACCCGCUACGCGACAGUCACGACGAAACCGCAGACGUCCAUCAUGUGGGCGGAUGGUGAUGUUUGGAUACGCACGUAG
This is a messenger RNA of Symbiodinium pilosum, 363 nucleotides long. NCBI's taxonomy places the organism in Eukaryota, Dinophyceae, Suessiales, Symbiodiniaceae. The record is from the annotation of a GenBank genome assembly.